CCUCUACCAUCAUUGAACAACUAUUCAAAGCAUAAUGUUCAACCCAUUGCAACAUAUUUGUUUCUUUAUAAGUUGAAUCAAAGCAAUAGGUAUUUUUUAUAAGUUAUGGAUACAACGAUGCCGUACAUUAUACAACUUACUAUAAAUUGAGGAAUUAACCUGGGAUUAUGAAAUGAUUGGAAAAGUUGUGUUUCUCAAUCUUCUGCUGUGUUGGGCAUCAAGAGGAGAAGAGCUAUCAUCAGCAUGUUUUGGAAGUCAACUUAGCCUGGAGUGUCCUUCUCAGCAUGUAAUCCACAUUCAAAUCGCAAUAUUUGGAAUCAGCCAGGGCUGUGAUGAUGGCGUCAUGUGUUGCCCAAAGCCAUCUGAUAAAUGCAGGGUAUCUAUUCCCGAUACACGACCGGAGUACAACGAGAUUCUGAUGACUGUAUGUAUGGGUAAAACUGAGUGUAACCCCCUUGCAGAUAGGGCUGACCAUGUAUGUGAUGUCAACAAACCAACAGAUUACGUCAUGGUACAAUACAUAUGUAUUCCAAAUAAAGCCAUCCAGAAUAUGUGUGGUAUACUGGACCUGGAGCAGGACCAUGGCUACUUGGCCAGUAUCAUCUACCCGGGAGGAAUAACCAGAACCUGUACGUGCAGGUUUAAGGCACCAGCCGAAUCAACAGUCACCAUUACAGCUAUCAAUAUGCACCUAGGAGCAACAGAUCCAGAACAUUGUGACAAAACGUUUAACUUCACAGUUAAAGGGACUGAAAACUCAAAGACUCGAUUCUGUAAGAUCAUGUGGAAUAACGUCAUUUAUAGGACAGAUGAUACAAAAUGGACUUAUUUGACAUUACAUACUGGAAUAAGAAAACAUGGAGGGAAGAUGUGGUUGGAAUACAAAUCCCAGCCGUCAAAACAAAUUACGAUGCAAUGUUCCAAACAUGGGUUUGGGGAUGCCGAGAAACCACCCCCAGUAAGCAACAGUCUAGUGCCACCCGAUGGUAAAAGACCAAAAUCUGGGAUUCGAAUCAAAGCUGAACUUGAAAAUGAUGCCAAAAAUGGUCAAAUUGAACGACAAGGUGGUGCACUUGCUGCUGGGAUAGUGAUUACGAUCCUUGUCAUAGCGAUUGUCAUAGCAGUUGUAUUCAUUUACAAAAGAGCAAGGCACAAACGGAAGCGAAAAGACGAGGAGCUGAAUAUCAGUCAAUUGGACAAGAAAUGGAGGUUUAAUCUGGACGACUUGUCUGUACAUGAAGUAUCGAGUGACUGGACUGGUGACACGAUAUAUAAGGACUUAGAAAACUAUGGAGCAAUGAAUCAUAAGCGUCAUCUCAUCGAUCGUAGUGAUUCACAAGAAAAUACAUUGUACAGUAGAGAGAAGAUGGCCAAGAAAAAAGGAAGAAAAGAUGUGACCGACACGCACACAAAUGAUGAUACCAGUAAUGUAAAUGCUGUAGUUCUGAUAAGUAAGAAGCUUAAUACUAACACGGAUUGUGGUGACAAUGUCCAUACGGAAACAGAGGAAAUAAACACUGAAAAGAUGUCACCACUCAUUGACAUGGAUAUGACAAUUGCUGGUAACACUAUUGAAGAAUUAGAUAAAGCUGUAGCAUUGGAAAAUUUUCAGAAAUCAUUAACUGAAAUGAAGAAAAAACUCCAAAAUCAUCCGAAGCAUGGUAAGAAAACGUCAUCAACAGAAGACCUGUUACCAAGUCCUUUCAGUAGCCCGGCGAGCUCCCCGAAUGAGAAGCGAAAUAAAUUAAAAUCAAAGCAGAAGCAUCUUAAUAAGCCAGUUGCACCUAUUAAACCUGUGCAACAUAUUAAACAAAGGGAAACCAGUAAUGUUGCUGGAAAGAAACUGUUGAAUGUGCAGAGUGUAUUUCAGAUUGUUAAAUCAGCCAAGGUACAGUCACGUCAAAGCAGUGAUAAAGAAGACGAUAACGAAGAUAUCAAUGUUUCGGAGCAGAACGCUAAAAAGGAAAUAAAGCGUAAUAUGAAAAAGUCAAAGAAGCCUAAGAAAGGGGAGAAAGACGAGCACUCUGCCCAUGAAACUAGACACCAUAAAUCAACAAAAGAACACAAGCAUGGGAAGGAACAUCAUAGCAGGCACAAAAAGAGUGGAUCAUAUGAGACUAGUGAGAAAAACAUUGGAUCAUAUGACUUUGGUGCGAAAACAAAGGGCUCAUCUGGGCACAGCGUGCACAAAAAACAUGGUAGGAGAGGUCAACCCGGGGAUGAUAUACAGGAAAAACUUGACAAGAUACGACAGGAGUUUGUUGAAGAAGACAGCGAUGCCGAUGAUGAACUGGAUAGUCCUGGUACAAAUGAAGGUAAAGACCAGGAGCUACCACCAAUGUAUGCCCAUCUAAAGAAGGGAGCUACUGACACCGGAUCGGAUUCAACAUGCUUGGAAUUACCUGAUGAAUUCGAAGAUGUUGACCUUGCUGAACCUAAAACAUCAAAAACAGACCAAACUGUUAAAUUCACGAAAAUAACGUACACUGGAGAUUUUCUAUAGACGAUAUGUUAUCGUGACUUAUGUUUUCUAUAAGAAACAAGAAUGAGUCUUAAGAUCUCAGAAUGGUAUCUUCUCAGCGUAAUAUAGUUUUGUUUUACUGAGAGCUAAUAGUAUAUUACAAAACUGUAUUGGAUCGAAUUGGUCACAAUUAAUGGACUUCAGUUCAGGCAACUUGAUCAUCAAUUUAGAAACAUGUGUUACUUUGGACUUAUAACGAAUAUUUUUAUAAUGGAUAUUUUAAAAAGGCAGAAUCAGAUAUACAGUAUAGGGGUGACAAAAUUGCAAGCAACAUGUACAAUCUAUUCCUUGCGGUCUCGAAAACAAGAUCUCCCAAAAGAUCCAUAAUAGUUCAUCAAUUAGAG
This is a messenger RNA of Owenia fusiformis, 2865 nucleotides long. NCBI's taxonomy places the organism in Eukaryota, Metazoa, Annelida, Polychaeta, Sabellida, Oweniidae. The record is from the annotation of a GenBank genome assembly.